Onthophagus taurus is the source of this 1553-nucleotide messenger RNA. Its product is annotated as RNA-binding protein NOB1. Gene Ontology annotation, molecular function: RNA endonuclease activity. Gene Ontology annotation, biological process: ribosomal small subunit biogenesis; maturation of SSU-rRNA. Lineage: Eukaryota; Metazoa; Arthropoda; Insecta; Coleoptera; Scarabaeidae. The record is from RefSeq and is a predicted model, not a curated record. Gene Ontology annotation, cellular component: preribosome, small subunit precursor.
CCAAAGUGUCAAAACACGUGUUUUUUCACGAAAAAUACAGUUAAUAUCGGAAUGCACAAGCAAAAAAUAGAUCAUUUGGUCGUGGAUACCUCCGCGUUUAUCCAAAAUGCCCCAUUACAAGAAAUUGCUGAAAAUUUCUACACAAUUCAAGAGGUGGUGGACGAAAUCACUAAUAAACGGCAAUUACGAAGAUUAUGCGUACUUCCCUAUGAUUUAAAAAUAAAACACGUUUUUCCUGAAAAUAUAGUUGCGGUAACUGAAUUUUCAAAGAAAACGGGGGAUUAUAAAAGUUUAUCCGCUACUGAUAUUAAAGUGAUGGCUCUAACUUUACAAUUAGAAAAGGAGUACGAAGGUGUUGAACAUGUUCGAUAUGAUCCGGUUUAUCAAAAAUCUGUAAAUUACAUCAAAACAAAAGUUAAAGGAGAAGUUGCGGACAAUUUACCUGGUUUUUACUAUCCAAAACAAAAAUCAAAGCAUUUAGUUGAGAAUGAGAAUGAUGAAUUAAAUGAUGAGAAUGUUCAAGAUAAUAAUAAGAUUAAAACUGAUGAUUUAAUGAAAAAUUUACAUGAAAAAUUUGGUAACAUUGAUUUAGAAACAGUCGAUCAAAUUUACGACACCUUAAAUGAAGAAGACGAUGACGUUUUAACACCUGCUGUAGAAAAUGAGCCUCAAAUCCAAGAUUUUGAUAAAAAUCUCGAAGAAAAUGAUUGGAUUACAGUUUCAAAAAAUCGUAAACCAAAAAAAGAACUUUACAUAACUCCAAUUCAAGAUGAACCAAAUUCUGUUGAUGAAGAAGAUACCGAUUCUGGUUCUGAAUAUGAUGAUGAUAACUGGAUAACUCCUGAAAACGUAAAAAAUGCAAUUCUCCAAACAAUGGGGUUAAUGGGACAAGACGUUGAAGAUAAACCAGUAAAAGUAGCCUGUAUGACAAAAGAUUUUGCAAUGCAAAACGUUCUAAAACAAAUGAAUCUAAACGUUUCUAUCCUAAAUGGACAAAUAAUCAAACAAUUAAGAACAUAUAUUUUCCGCUGUUAUUCAUGUUAUAAAACGACAAGUAUUAUGACGAACGUUUUCUGUCCGAAAUGCGGUUACGCCACGUUAAAAAGAGUUUGCGUUUCCGUUGAUGAUGAAGGAAAACAAAUUAUUCAUAUAAAUAUGCGAAAACCGAUUUCAAAACGUGGAAAAAAAUUUAGUUUACCCACACCUCAAGGUGGAAAACACGCAAAUAAUCCAAUUUUAUCAGCGGAUCAACCAGUACCCGAUCAACGUCCAUCAAGAUUAGCACGAACUAAAACGAACGUUCUCGCUGAUGACUAUAUAACUGGUUAUUCUCCGUUUGUUACGAGAGAUGUUCAAUCUAGAUCGGCACUUUUAGGUAUUAAAAAUAAACCGCAACAAAUUAAACAUUGGAUGAGGAAAAAUCCGAAUGAAGCGAGAAAAAAACGAAAAUAAAAAUUAGUUUUACAAUUUUUUAUUUGUGCGAUUUGAAUUGUUUAAGUGAUGAUUUUGAUGUUACACAAAUAAAUUGAGGUUCUUUUAUAAAAUAAGUAAAA